GCUCCCGGUGGCGUAAUUUCCCAGCGGGUCUGCACCUCCUUUCCUCCGCCUCAGAUUGGGGCGGGUCUGGAGAAUGGCCUCGGAGAUGGAGUCGUCGCUGGAGGCGAGCUUCACGUCUAGCGGAGCGCUGUCAGGGUCGUCAGUGUUUCUGCCGCCCGCACGCUCCCGCAUCUUCAAGAUAAUCGUGAUCGGCGACUCCAAUGUGGGCAAAACGUGCCUGACCUACCGCUUCUGCGCCGGCCGCUUCCCUGACCGCACGGAGGCUACUAUCGGGGUGGACUUCCGAGAGCGAGCAGUGGAGAUUGAUGGGGAGCGCAUCAAGAUCCAGCUGUGGGACACAGCAGGCCAAGAACGCUUCAGAAAGAGCAUGGUGCAGCACUACUACAGAAACGUGCAUGCCGUUGUUUUUGUGUAUGACAUGACCAACAUGGCUAGUUUUCAUAGCCUCCCAUCUUGGAUAGAAGAGUGCAAACAGCAUUUGCUAGCCAGUGAUAUACCGCGGAUUCUUGUUGGAAAUAAAUGUGACUUAAGAAGUGCCAUUCAGGUACCUACAGACUUGGCACAAAAAUUUGCUGACACACACAGUAUGCCUUUGUUUGAAACCUCUGCUAAAAACCCCAAUGAUAAUGACCACGUGGAAGCAAUAUUUAUGACCUUGGCUCAUAAGCUUAAGAGCCACAAACCAUUAAUGCUUAGUCAACCCCCUGAUGAUGGAGUUACCCUGAAGCCUGAACCAAAGCCUGUGAUGACGUGCUGGUGCUAAACAACAGUCUUUACGAUGCUGUUGAGUUUUGACUAAAGAAAUAGUUGCGAAGUAUGACAGUGAUAGUCAUAAGAUUUAAUCUCAGAUAUAAUGGAUCAUCCUGGCACUUCACUGUUUAUCGUCGUCAUGCUCACUUCUUUAUUAUGUCUUUACAUAAUCAGGUUUGUCGGUGUGACAACACAAGGAAAAUGUUGGUUUUCAGGCGAGGCUGGAAAUGAAGCAGAGGUAGGAUGAUCAGACCAUCUUCCCAUUAGAGCCCAGUGAAGGAGGCUUCAGUUGAGAGCAUGAUGGAGUUUCAAGAGUCAAUAAAUGUUCAGUCCUAUGUUCCUGAGAUUGACAAAAAAUAUUAAGGGUUUAGUACACACAUCAUGGUAUGUCCUUUAAAUGGGAAGUGUUCUCAGUAGGAUCAAAACUUGUAUUUGCUUCUCCCCAGAGUUCUUUUUGUAUUAUUAAUAGACUUAAUUGCAUUAUUAUUGGUAUAUUUUAGAGCCAAUUUUUUAGUUCCAGUGGGAGGAGAAGGCAUAGAAUGUUUUCUGGGUCUCAAGUUUUUGGGUUGUUUUUUUUCCAAAUAUAUUUUUAUUGAUUUCAGAGAGAGGAAGGGAGAGAGAGAGAGAA
Molecule: messenger RNA, 1378 nt
Organism: Miniopterus natalensis
Lineage: Eukaryota; Metazoa; Chordata; Mammalia; Chiroptera; Miniopteridae
Gene: RAB33B
Product: RAB33B, member RAS oncogene family
Biological process (GO): Rab protein signal transduction
Molecular function (GO): GTP binding; GTPase activity
Source: RefSeq, a predicted model, not a curated record